Molecule: messenger RNA, 1809 nt
Organism: Schistocerca serialis cubense
Lineage: Eukaryota; Metazoa; Arthropoda; Insecta; Orthoptera; Acrididae
Exons: 14
Coding region: 1-1809 (602 amino acids)
Biological process (GO): calcium ion-regulated exocytosis of neurotransmitter; positive regulation of synaptic transmission; regulation of synaptic plasticity
Cellular component (GO): presynaptic membrane; cytoskeleton of presynaptic active zone
Molecular function (GO): small GTPase binding; transmembrane transporter binding
Source: RefSeq, a predicted model, not a curated record
AUGGCGGUAAGGGGGUUGAAACCAGAGCCGGGCAAGCCCGUGUGCCGCGCGGGUGCGUGCCGGGUCUGCCUCAAGAGCUUCAAGCCCGAAGACUUCUUCCGCACGUGCUGCGAGUGCACCCAGAAGGUGUGCGAGGACUGCGCCUCCUACUCCAAGCUCGACGAGAACCAGGACGAGAGUACGUGGCGCUGCAGCAUCUGCAGGCGAAAGCUGCAGUCGCGUGCGGCGCCGCCCGUCAUGACGCAGGAGUCCACGGAUAGCCUGCUGGACGUUCCAGUGCUGGAGGCGCUCCAGCGCAGACACUCGGACGUCAAGAUCGGCUCCGGCAGCUCGCUUACCGUCAGCGGAGGUGGCGGCAGCGGGCUGGCGCCGCCGCGGUCCCCGGAGCUGCGCCGCCACUCCGACGUGUCGCCCGCGUCGCUCAAGGAGCUGGAGAAGGUGGCGGGCGAGCGGCGCGAGGAGCUGCGCUGGGAGCGAGAGCUGGAGUGGCGCCAGCACCGCGUGGGCGGCGCGCCGCCCCCGCAGCCCGGCGGCCAGCCGGGACACUCGCCGCAGGUCGAGCGCCGGCCCUUCCCCUCGCCCGCCAAGCAGGUCGGGCCAGAUAGCGGCAUGCCAGAGGACGAGUCAGAGGCGGAGGCUUGGAGGCGGCAGCGCGCGCGGGGGCGGCGCCAGUCGCGCGUGACGCGCCAGCGCAGCUACGACGAGGAACUGAAGGCAGCCACCGCCGCCGCGGCCGCCGGCGCCGGCGGGGAGCCCAGCCUAGGCCGCAGGGCGUCCUUCCGCGUCGUGCCGCAGCCGCAGCCGCCGCCGCAGGACAAGGCCGACGACGGCACACAAGCAGCCCUGUAUAUUGAGCCUAAAACAGCAAGUACAUUGGAGGGUACCAGUAACAAUGUAGGUCACCAGUACAUGAAGCGACUGAGAAAGGAAGGAAUGGGUCGGCGAUCUAAAUCGAUGAUUGGGUGUCCACUGUUGGCAAUGCAGUUCCGCACACUACACUACACUACUCUGAAACAACAAACGGCAGUGGCCAUAUACAGGUGUGGAGCUGCAGCGUGGAGCAGCUAUCCGCAGCGCACCGUGUUCCAGACCUGCCCACUUGUUGCAGACUCUUCGCCGUCGCCGCUGUCGCCGGACGCCACGGCGCAGGCGCCGGCCGGGCUGUCGCUGGGGGUGGAGGAAGACCGCCGCACCAGGCGCCGCGGCUCACAGCUGCCAGAUCUGGGGAUGCGUGCGCUGCCACAGACGCCGCCUUCUUCCGGGACGCCGACGCCCCGCGGGGAGACGACCGACGCCGUGCGUCGCCAGACGUCCGUCACCGACGGAGAGGCCAUCAAGAUCGUCAUCCAUGACGUCGACUGCGACUUCAGUCCCCGGCCAGGAGCUAAGCGCCGCGUGGUGCUGAGGAGGGACCCAGCCGACAAGGCGCACCGCACUCGUGGCUUUGGAAUGCGUGUCGUCGGAGGAAAGACGGGAGCCGACGGCCGGCUGUUCGCCUACAUCGUGUGGACUGUUCCGGGCGGGCCUGCAGAGAAAGGCGGACUACAGCAAGGUGACAAGGUACUGGAGUGGGAUGGCGUGUCGCUGGUGGACCGAAGCUUCGAGGAGGUAUGCGCCAUCAUGGACCGUUCCGGAGAAUCCGCAGAGCUGCUCGUCGAACACGCCACAGACUUUCGCAUGUGUGACUUGCUGGACGAGCCGAUUGCUAGAAAACCAGCUUCUGAGUCACUGGGGUCGCAGCUUGAAGGAGACCAGGACAAGACGCCAACCUCACCGACGCGUCGCAAGCUGCCUAAGACCCCGGUAUAG